Molecule: messenger RNA, 4145 nt
Organism: Miniopterus natalensis
Lineage: Eukaryota; Metazoa; Chordata; Mammalia; Chiroptera; Miniopteridae
Source: RefSeq, a predicted model, not a curated record
GGGAAAACUGGUCCUGAUUGUCAGAGUUGAAAGCCAGUGAGUGAGCUAGGACUUUGCUGUGACAGCUAAGCUGAGUGGCUGUGGUGGUCUCCUUCCCUAUAGGAUGGGGGCACAGAGACAGUGUGCCUAGCACUGAGGACACAGAGACUCUCUUUUUUCCAAUUCACUGCUGACAGUUUCCACAUUCCUACUUGUGCCAUGAUUUACUUUUGCAUGUUGUCUUUCUUGGUGUUCCUGAUCACCCUGUUUUCAUUAUUAACCGAAGAGCAUAUCUUCACGUUGAAUCAUCGUCUGUUACAUGGAGCCUGCAGACACCCAGGAACCUUUUCCAAAAGGAGCUGUUUGUUGUGCCACAGUGGUAGGGGUCCACAGCUGAACCACAGUUGCAGUCAUUGGUCACAGGUCAUUCCGCUGACAGAUGUUUACCGAGUACCUAUUCUGUGCCAGGCACCGUGGUCAGAGAAGGAACUAAAGAGACCCACAGAAACGCCUGCCUUCCGAGAGCCUGCAUUCUAGGGGACAGAAAGGUGAUAAAAUACACAGUACACUGGAGUGAAAUAAUGGCCGCGCUAUCUAAUCUCUAGGAAAGGAAAAACCAGCUCUGCGUGCACCCAGCAUCCUCCAGGUCCAGAUCAGCAGCUUCUGGAAGUCUUUGUUUCUGCCUUCGUGUGGAACAGUGUCCCUACCAGACACCAGUGGAGGGAAAGAGGCAGACAAGCACCAAAAACUAGGGUCCCACUUCAACAUAAAGCAGUGCCACCUGGCCAUCUGGCUCCAUUCCAGGCACCUCCCAUUCUUCCUAGUUCCCUCCUCACCCACACCUCCAAGAAGCAGUGAUUACUAACCCACCCCAGUGUGACAGAGCUCAGGUGCAGAGGUGGAUGCCCUUGCCCAGGUCACUCAGCAAAUACACAGAAGAGUUAGGAGUUGAACCAUGUCUGUGUAACUCCAGAGCCUGGGGGUUUCCACUUCCUGUGGUUCCUCAUUGUCACAUACAGACCUCCUCAAGGAUCUGCAAAGGGCUAGGAGCCCUCCCCUAUAAAAUACACACACAAAUUACAUGCACCCACAAAGACACACAUCACACACAUAGAUAUACAUAGACACACAUAGAAACAAUAUGGACAUGCACGUACAUGCACACACCACACAGCGACACAUAUACACACAGACGAGUACAUACACAGUACACAUAUGUUACCUGCGACUUCAGGAGUACCCAGUCUCCAGGUAUCAUUAGUUAAGACGUGACGGAGGGAAGGUGGUCUUGUGAAGAUGGCAGCAGAGAUUGGAGUGAGCGUUUGCAAAGGAACUUUGGGACUGCUGACAACCAGCAGAAGAGAGUCUUCCCUUUAGCCUUGGGAGGGAGUGGGCCCUGAUGGCUCCUUGAUGUUGGACUUCUGGCCUACAGCAGGCUGAUGCCUGAGGCAGACGCCACACAGCUCUGGAGCUGGACGCAGCUUCCCCACAAGGACCCCAGCAUGCCAGACAGCAGAGAUGCCCCGCAGGACUGCCGGCCGGAUGGGAGCUUGGGGACCACCCAAGAAAACCUGGCAACCAGCUCCCUGACUGACAGGCACACGCUCUCCAAAGAGUCCAUAAGCCAUGCACUUGACCUCUUGUCCCCAGAGAAGGCAAAGGAUGCUCAGUCCAGCUCUCCAGAGCAGGCACUGUGGACGACUCAGGCCGAUGGGCGGGUCGGCCUGCGCAUCGACCCCAGCUGCCCGCAGCACCCGCCUCAUACCGUGCAUCGGAUGUUCUACGAGGGCCUAGACAAGUACCGGCACCUCCACGCUCUGGGCUUCAAGCGCCAGGGCUCCUGGGAGCACAUCACCUACUCCCAAUACUACCUGCUCGCCCGCAAGGCUGCCAAGGGCUUCCUGAAGCUCGGUCUGGAGCGAGCACACAGCGUGGCCAUCCUCGGCUUCAACUCCCCAGAGUGGUUCUUCUCGGCAGUGGGCACAGUGUUUGCAGGAGGCAUCGUCACUGGCAUCUAUACAACCAGUUCUCCUGAGGCCUGCCAGUACAUUGCCCAUGACUGCCGUGCCAACAUCAUCGUGGUUGACACACAGAAGCAGCUGGAGAAGAUCCUAAAGAUCUGGAAAAACCUGCCCCAUCUGAAGGCAGUAGUGAUGUAUCGAGAACCUCCUGCAGAGAAGAUAGCCAACGUGCACACGAUGGAGGAACUCAUGGAGUUGGGGGACCAGGUGCCCGAGGAGGACCUGGACACCAUCAUUGAUGUCCAGCAACCCAACCAGUGCUGUGUGCUGGUCUAUACAUCUGGCACCACUGGCAACCCCAAGGGCGUGAUGCUGAGUCACGACAAUAUCACGUGGACAGCACGGUACGGCAGCCAGGCUGGCAGCAUCCAGCCAGCAGAGGUCCAGCAGGAGGUGGUAGUCAGCUAUCUGCCCCUCAGCCACAUUGCUGCCCAGAUAUACGACCUGUGGACAAGCAUUCAGUGGGGGGCCCAGGUCUGCUUUGCUGAACCUGAUGCACUAAAGGGGAGCCUGAUAGAGACGCUGCGGGAAGUGGAGCCCACGUCCCACAUGGGGGUGCCUCGGGUGUGGGAGAAGAUCAUGGAGCGCAUCCAGGAGGUGGCGGCUCAGUCUGGCUUCAUCCGGCGCAAGAUGCUACUGUGGGCCAUGUCAGUGAUGUUGGAGCACAACCUCACCUGCCCGGGCAGCGACCUGAAGCCCUUCACAACCAGACUGGCAGAUUACCUGGUGCUGGCCAAGAUCCGCCAGGCACUGGGCUUUGCCAAGUGUCAGAAGAGCUUCUACGGAGCAGCCCCCAUGACGGCGGAGACACAGCACUUCUUCCUGGGCCUCAACAUCCGCUUGUACUCGGGCUAUGGCCUCAGUGAGACCUCGGGCCCCCACUUCAUGUCCAGCCCCUGCAACUACCGGCUGCACAGCUCUGGCAAGGUGGUGCCCGGCUGCCGGGUGAAGCUGGUGAACCAGGAUGCAGAGGGCACUGGCGAGAUCUGCAUGUGGGGCCGCACCAUCUUCAUGGGCUACCUGAACAUGGAGGACAAGACACGAGAGGCUUUGGACGCUGAUGGGUGGCUGCACAGCGGUGACCUUGGCCGCCUGGACAGCGACGGCUUCCUCUACAUUACAGGGCGUCUCAAAGAACUAAUCAUCACCGCCGGUGGGGAGAAUGUGCCCCCGAUGCCCAUUGAGGAGGCUGUGAAGACGGAGCUGCCUAUCAUCAGCAGUGCCAUGCUGAUCGGGGACCAGAAGAAGUUCCUGUCCAUGCUGCUCACAUUGAAGUGCACUCUGGACCCAGACACCUCUGACCCUACCGAUAAUCUGACCAAGCAAGCUGUGGAGUUCUGCCAGCAGGUGGGCAGCAGCGCCACCACGGUGUCCGAGAUUGUGGGCAGGAAGGAUGAGGCCGUGUACCGAGCCAUUGAAGAGGGCAUCCAGCGAGUGAACAGGAACGCAGCCGCCCGACCCUACCACAUCCAAAAAUGGGCCAUUCUCGAGAGGGACUUCUCCAUUUCGGGUGGAGAGUUGGGUCCCACAAUGAAACUGAAACGGUUUGCAGUUAUGGAGAAGUACAAAGACAUCAUCGACUCCUUUUACCUAGAGCACAAAAAGUAGCCAGGGGCCUCCCAAAGCCCUGUCCUGCUCCACAUGCUCUGCAGUCUGGGGUGGGCUCUGCCGGCAGGUCUGUUAGGUCAGGUGUGGCCCCAGCAUCAACAUUCACCAGGUUUCAUGCCAACAGUAGCUAACAAUUCUGAGAAGCUUCAGGUGUGCAUAGUUUUAGUUUUAAGCAUUGCUUUUUGUGUAGGUGACAGACCAGCUCUCCUUCCAGAAGUAAAGGGCUGACACUUUUUGGCAUUAGUUCCAGGUAGAUUUUAUGGGCUGCUAGCUCCCUGAGUGGGCUGCCAGCGGCAGACUGUGUGGGGGAGGGAGGGGAAGUCGGCUCUUGUUACUGUGUGUGUUGCAGGGAAAGCAGUGGCUGUAACUCACUCACUUAUUCUGGAAUCUGCUGGAUGCUGCUGACCUGUCACUCCAGAGAUUCCCAGGCUCUCCUCCACGCACUCGCCCACUCACUUGAUGCUUCAUACAACUGCUGUCCAUUUGUAUUUAAUGUGUGAUUUGGAUAUUAAACUUUUUAACAGAACUGUCAACAAA